Canariomyces notabilis is the source of this 460-nucleotide messenger RNA. RefSeq lists its product as uncharacterized. Bases 115 to 372 code for a protein of 85 amino acids. Lineage: Eukaryota; Fungi; Ascomycota; Sordariomycetes; Sordariales; Chaetomiaceae. The transcript has a single exon. The record is from RefSeq and is a predicted model, not a curated record.
UUGAGUCUUUAGAUACCUUAUUGAAAGCUCAAUUAUCGCUUGGACCUCAGAGGGGAGCUCCAGUUGCAAAUGACUUUUCUUCGAUCGGAACCAUCUCAACUCUAGGCAGCACAUAUGAUGCUUCUGCAUACCAUCCUGACCCUCGGGGCAGCACUCGUGGCCCAGUAUGAGGUGCUUGAUCGUCAACCCCUCAGCUUCGCGGCGAUACCAGAUGGCACUUAUAUUGCUCCCAAACCAUACAAUGUGACUGCCCUGCUCGAUUUCAUCCGGUCGAGGGAGGACCUCUCAGUUCUAGCUUCUGUCGUGGAGCGGGCGGGGGGUCGGUUGCCCUGGAAUCCGCGGCCGAGAAAAUCAAAAGGGAGACGAAGCUGACUCCCUAGUUAUGUUAUUUAUACCUGUCGACGGACCAUAAAAAGACUCCAGACCGGGACGUUCCUGUACAUUGGAACUAGGAUCGUGA